AUGGAACCAGAGGAAGCUACUCCCGACAGCAACGCCAACAAGCAGACUAUCUACGUAAUAGUUGAGUACAAGACAGCAGCCCCCUCAGUUGAAAACAACAGACCAUACACUUUACUCAGCGCCAUAAACUACAACCGAACUGGCUCAAUGCUCACACUGCCCGUUCCCGAACUCCAAACACAACUUCAGCAACACUUUUUCCAUGAUCAUUACCACAAAUCUACCUUUGAGAUCUAUUCGCUAAACAACCAGGUCGUGUCUUCAGGAUUUUCGGCGACAGACCAUCUCAAUAUCGCUAUGGUCGCUUGGCAAGAUCCCCCGGACUAUCGCUACGGACCAGCGGUGGUGAAGGGAGCCGUGAAGAACGAGGCUACGGCCAGGGCGCAUGUGUGGGCGCUUGUUAAUAAAGUGUUGGGGCCACAUUCUAAGGCUUCUCAAGGGUCAGACGGCUAUGUCAGGGUGAUGGUGGAUGGGCAGAAUGGCGAGCCCCCGAUGAUGUUGCAUUGGCGUGUUGAGAAGCUGAAGUAUGAUCCGAGCAGUGUGGUGGUGGAGCAGGUUAUGUAUUUGCCUGUCUAG
This is a messenger RNA of Didymosphaeria variabile, 576 nucleotides long. RefSeq lists its product as uncharacterized. The record is from RefSeq and is a predicted model, not a curated record. The transcript has a single exon. Lineage: Eukaryota; Fungi; Ascomycota; Dothideomycetes; Pleosporales; Didymosphaeriaceae. Bases 1 to 576 code for a protein of 191 amino acids.